Molecule: messenger RNA, 1169 nt
Organism: Paramecium sonneborni
Lineage: Eukaryota; Ciliophora; Oligohymenophorea; Peniculida; Parameciidae
Source: the annotation of a GenBank genome assembly
AUGAAUAAUAAUAAAGUCUUGUUACUAUAAAAAAGACCUGAUGAAUCGUUUCCUUAAAAUAUGAAUUUCUUUGAAAUAUAAGAAUAAACUACACCUCAACUAAAUAAGGGAGAAAUUUUAAUUCGUGUGUUAUUUAUAGGAAUAGAUCCUGUAAUGAGAGUUUGGCUGUCUGGUGCAAAAACUUACAUAGAUUCUGUGUAAAUAGGUUAAGUGAUGCCAGCUUUUGGAGUAGGAUAAUGCAUUGAAAGUAAUGCUAAGAAUUGGAAUGUAGGUAAUUUUAAUAUUUUUAAAAUUUUGUAUAGGAUAAUUAGUGUUUGGAAUAUUAGAAUGUGCUUAAUAUUGUGUGAGGAAGAUAAACAAAUUAUUUAAGGUACCAUCAUUUGUUGAGAUUGGUGAUCCAAUAAUUCCUUUAACAUUAUCAAUGUAAAUAAAUUUGAAUUAAAUAUUAGUUAUGGUGUAACAGGUCUAACUGCUUUGAAUGCCAUGAAAUAAAUACCAGAAUCUAAUAGACCUAAUAAAGAAAAUUAAAAAACAUUAUGUGUUUCAUCAGCAGCUGGUUCAACAGGAUCAGUUGUUUGUUAAAUAGCAAAGAGAAUGGGAUAUAGAGUAAUUGGGAUUGUAAGUAGUCAAGAGAAAGUUCAAUUCUUAUAAGAACUUGGAGUUGAUGAAUGUGUUACGUAUAAUGAAUGUAAGCAUAAUGAAGAAAUAAAUGUGAAGUAAAUAUUCAGUUUUAAUAAAUUAGUUAAUUAACAAAAUUAAUUAAAUAAAAAUCAUCAUAAGGAAUAGAUGUUUAUUAUGAUAAUGCAGGAGAGGAAAUCUUAGAUGCAGUUAUUCCUACUAUUAAUAAAAAUGGAUAUGUAUUAUUAUGUGGAGCAACAUCUACAUAUAAUUCAUGGAAGUAAAGAUGUGGUUUAAAGAAUUUGGCAAUAGCUAUUUAAAAUUCAAUUAAAUUUGAAGGAAUAAUGUUUUUAAAUGAAAAACAAAAGAUGUAUGAUGGAUUUGCAGAAAUGGUUGAAAUGGUUAAUGAAGGAUUUAUUAAACAUUAAGAAGAAAUACUUUUAGGAAUUGAAUAAUUUGUUAUUGGACUCUAAAAUGUAUUCUUAGGUAAAAAUAAAGGGAAAACAAUUAUUCAAAUUUAUGAUAAUUAAUAUUAGUAAGCUAAAUUAUGA